Messenger RNA from Xenia sp. Carnegie-2017, 2482 nucleotides. RefSeq names its product interferon-inducible GTPase 1-like. Gene Ontology annotation, molecular function: GTP binding. NCBI's taxonomy places the organism in Eukaryota, Metazoa, Cnidaria, Anthozoa, Malacalcyonacea, Xeniidae. The coding region runs from base 230 to 2155 and encodes 641 amino acids. Gene Ontology annotation, cellular component: membrane. The transcript is spliced from 5 exons. The record is from RefSeq and is a predicted model, not a curated record.
UACACAGUAAAAUUUUGAGGCAUUCGACACAAAGACAAACAGAACGAUUGUAUUUAAGGAAUGUUUGAGCCUCGAAGGGGACUCAAAAAGACUCAGUCCUUUUUGAAUCCACUGUUGCUUUUCAACGACUUUUUACAAAUGCUAUGAUUAAAGUUCAACGUUCAAUUACUUUGCUGAGCGUUUACCAUCGGAAACAUUCUUAUAAAUACGAUCUUGUCUAUCUAUCAACAUGGGUUUAUGCCUCUGUAAACCAGCAUUAACAUUAACAGAAAAGGAAGAAAUUUAUAUCAUUGAGGCUGAACUAGAAGUGAGGAAUAAAGGACUUAAUGGUAUAAAUGAAUUCUACAAUAAUCAAAUCGAGAAGUGGCACCGUGAGCUUACCCCAUUACAUUUUGGUUUACUUGGAUUGAGCAGAUCGGAAAAAUCAUCUUUCAUGAACGCUCUCCCUGGAUUUGAAGAUCGCCACGACAACUCGACAGAUGCAUUCCCUACAGAAAGAAUAAGACUUAUAAAUGACAAAAAGAAAAAGAAGAAUCCUGCAAUUUAUCGUUAUUCUGAGAACAAAAACAUCAUCUUCUGGGAUUUACCUGACAUCAAAACAUUAACUUGUUUACCAUCAAGAUGUUGUUUUCCAUCUAAUGCGCCUUGCUCAAAGUCGCCUUGUGCUGAGAAUUUUGACGCAUUUGUCAUUUUUGUCAAAUCAAGAAUAUCUGAUAUAGAGAAAAAAAUAGCCGAAAAUAUUUCAAAAAAUCUCCGAAAACCUUUUAUUUUCGUUUGCACCCUUGCUGAAGACGACAAAAAAAAUGUCAAGAAAGAUAAGGAAGCUAUGCUAAAAAACAUCAAAACAAUAUGCUUUGACUUUGUUAAAGAUUUGGCUAUUGAUGAAUCUGAUAUUUACGUAAUUGACAACAAAUUCGUGAAUAAAAAUCAGUUUGAAGAUAUCAUCUUGAAGCUAAUGAAACGUCGAAAAAAUUUGUUUGUGAAUUAUUUGAAUUAUGCCAUUUUCGUAAAUACUAAGGAUACCAAAAAUAUCUUUCAACAAGCUCAGAAACACGGUGUUGAUAAUAUUCUGGACUUUUACAGCAGUGAUUCCAUUCCUUUGUGGACUGACACAGAGAUUAAUUUUGCCAUAGCAGGAGACUCUGGAACAGGGAAAUCAUCUUUCAUCAACGCUGUGAGAGGCAUUAAAGCUUACGAAAAAGGGGCUGCACCCGUUGGUGUUACAGAAAUGACAAAUAAGCCCACUAAGUAUUUACACCCACAGCAUAAAAACAUCAUUUUCUGGGAUCUUCCUGGUAUUGGAACGCCUGGAUACUCCAAUCUCAAAGAAUACACUAAAAAAGUUGGUGGUCUAAAGAAGUACGAUGCAUUUCUUAUUUUUUAUAAAAUACGAUUCACUCACUAUGACAUAAAGCUGGCAGAGAAAGUUUCAAAAGAUCUCGACAAACCUUUCUUUUUUGUUCGCACCAACGUUGACACCGAACUCGAGAAUGCGAAGGAUGACGAAGGAUCUAAGUUUGAUGAAGCAUCUGUCUUGAAACGUAUGAGGACAAACUGUUUGGAAAACCUGAUAUGUCUGAUUCACGAUGAAAGAGAUAUCUUCUUGAUUGACAACAAGGCUACAGAGAAAUAUGAUUUUGAUCGUUUGGUUCAAGCUGUUCGUGAAGCAAUGUCAGGCAAAAAAAGAGAGAGCUUCGAUGUUUCUUUAUCCAAAUUAACUCAUGCUACUAUAAAAAUGAAAGGCGUUUUUUGGAGAGCUCAUAUACAAUUGAUGAUUGUUUUGUUCGUAAUUGCUGAAUCUAAUCCUGAAGUUUUUGUGGAACUGAUAUCGAUGGAAGUCAUUCGAUAUCAUCGCGUAUUUGGUUUGUAUGAUCAAUUGAAAAAAAAUCUGGUGACAUCGGAAGAAAUCGAUGAAUUGUGUCACAAAGAAGAAGAGCAUGAGAAAAAAAUACGAAGAAAAAUCGAUGAAACGAUUCAGAAAAAGAAAUCUGAAGAAAUCAAAGAAGAGCUUAUGAAAGAUAAGUCAGUAGUAGAAUCACCAGCCAAAGUCAAAUGGGCGUAUGAUUAUCUUUUGAAUUGCAUCAAAAGUUUAGAAAUGGAAGCUUUGAAGCCUUACGAUGCGGCAAACAAAGAGGGAGAAAAUUCACAAACAUGAAAAAAAACUUAACAGUCAAAAUUAUAUAAACAUCACAAAAUAUUUUUUAAUCGAAAGCACUUUAUGCGUAGUAAAUAACACAUAUUAUUCUGAAGUUCAUGCACCUAAUAUCACGUUUCACAAGACUCGCGCGUGUGAUUUCUCUAUUUUAACUAAACAUGCAACUUGGCAAACACUCUUUUAAUUUCUUGAGAAUCAGCAAAAUGAUUUCUUUUAAAUAUAAAUUUAAACCAAAAAACUUUUUUUAAAUUCUGCAUUUGUCUUUCAUGGAUAGAAUCCAACCUUGUAAGUUGUUGGUUUUUUAAUAAAUAAUAAAACUCACUGGAA